Debaryomyces hansenii CBS767 is the source of this 2334-nucleotide messenger RNA. RefSeq lists its product as uncharacterized. Gene Ontology annotation, cellular component: cytoplasm; Ino80 complex. The transcript has a single exon. Gene Ontology annotation, biological process: regulation of DNA-templated transcription. The coding region runs from base 1 to 2334 and encodes 777 amino acids. NCBI's taxonomy places the organism in Eukaryota, Fungi, Ascomycota, Pichiomycetes, Serinales, Debaryomycetaceae. The record is from RefSeq and is a predicted model, not a curated record.
AUGAGUUCAAAUAGUUCUGCUAACAAGCCACGAGAAGAGGAGUUUCCACCGCAAAAAAUAUACCCUUUAAAGGAUUUUGAAGCGCCUGCUGAGCCAGAGCCAUUCUACCAUAAUUAUCAACAAGGAGUACCAAUUGCAUUGGAUAUCGGCACGUCGUCGUUUAAGGUAGGAUUAACUAAUGCUAAUGUACCGAAUAAUGUGUUCCCAGCCGUUGUAGCUCGGUAUAGGGAUCGUAAGGCGUUGAAAACGUUGACGAUUGUUGGGAACGAUGUAUAUAGAGAUCAGUCGCUCAGAUCGUCACUGAGGACGCCAUACGACGGUCCGCUCGUCACAAACUGGGAUUACGUGGAGUGUAUGCUUGAUUAUUCUUUUGAGCACUUGGGGGUCCACAGUGACAACGGGAGAUUGAAUAAUCCGGUGAUUAUGACCGAGCCAGUGGCCUGUCCAAUGAGCCAGAGAAAAAAUAUGUACGAAUUGCUUUUUGAAGCGUACCAGGCACCAAAGGUGACGUUUGGAAUUGAUUCGUUGUUUUCGUAUUACGCCAAUUCUGCCACCAAUACCGCCAACGGGGUUGUCAUCGGCACGGGGCACGAACUGACCCACGUUAUUCCUGUUUCUCAAGGUAAGGGAAUAUUGCUGCAGACAAAAAGAAUAGAUUGGGGUGGUGAUCAGUCGCUGCAGUUUAUUCAAAGGUUAUUGUCAUUGAAGUAUCCGUACUUCCCCACAAAGUUAACGUCUCAGAACACCACCAAUAUAUUUUACGAUCAUUGUUACGUCCUGAAAGACUACCAAGAAGAAUUAUCAAACUAUCUUAAUAUGGACUUCUUAAACGAACACGAUGUUGUUCUUCAGGCGCCAGUAGACGUCUCAGUGCCAGCAGAAAAAAAGAAGUCCGCCGAAGAGUUGGCAAAACAAACCCAAAAAAGAAGAGAACAGGGUAAGAGGUUGCAAGAACAAGCCCAGCAGAAAAGAGUCGAAAAGCUCGUGCAAAAAGAACAAGAAUUAGAAUAUUAUACAAAUAUCAAGCUGGAAUUUGAAAGUACAUCGCCCAAGGAAGUUCAACAAAAAUUGGAGGCAGAAGGGUUUGAAGACUUGAAUGAUUUUAACAAAUAUGUUACAAACUUGGAUAAAUCUUUGAAAAGAACUCGUAAUCAAGAUAUUGGUGAUAACCAAGAUGAAGGGGAUGAGCCAGGUAACUCGUGGCCUCUAGUUGAUAUUCCUGAUGACCAAUUAUCAGAAGAUCAAAUUAAAGAAAAGAGAAAACAAAGACUUAUGAAGGCUAAUUUCGAUGCGCGUGAACGUGCAAAGGAAAUUAAAAGACAAGAAGAGGAAUCGUUAGCCAAAUUUGAGAAGGAACAAGAAGAAUGGCGUGAAAGGGAUUUGGAAGAUUGGUGUACUGUGAAGAGACAAGAGCUAGGUCAAAUAUACGGUAGAAUGAAAGAGAGGACUAAAUUAUUGAACUCUAUGAAAGAUAGGAAGUCAAUGGCAGCUCAACAACGUAUGAAAAAUAUUGCCGACUUAGCAAACGAUGAAACUGGAUCAACUUCGAGCGCAUCAAGAAAAAGACGUCGUAAUGCAAAUAGCACAAUAGAUAAUGAUCCAAAUGAUACUUUUGGAGCUAACGAUGAUGACUGGAGUGUUUAUAGGGAUAUCAGUAAUGCUACUUUAGAAGAAGAGCAAGAAGAAGAUAAUGCAGCAAUACUCAAAUUAGAAGAACAAUUAUUGAAAUAUGAUCCAAACUUUCAUCAUGAAGAUACACUUGCAGCUUCACAAACAUUUGAUUGGAAGAAUCUGACGUUACAUAAAUUCAUUCAUGGUCCUCGUCAAAACAUUACUAUAUCUAUGCAAACUGAAAUCUCUGACCCCGAUGAACUAGCCAACCACCCAGAAAUAAUCAAGAAGAAUCACCAAUUGCAUUUUAAUAUCGAAAGAAUACGAGUCCCAGAAAUUUUAUUUCAACCAAGUAUUGCUGGUCUUGACCAAGCGGGAGUUGCUGAACUACUGAGCGAUUUACUCUAUAGGAGGUUAGAUGGUAACUUCUCCUCUAAUGGGCAAUCCCAUAGUAUGAUUCAAGAUGUUUUUAUUACCGGAGGUCUUGCAAAGUUACCAAAUUUUGUGGAAAGAACCACCAAAGAUUUUACAGCAUUUUUGCCUGUAGGGGCUCCUUUAAAGGUCCGUAAAGCAAAGGACCCAAUCUUAGAUGCUUGGAAAGGUAUGCAAAAAUGGAGUCAAAGCGAAGAAUGUGAAAGCAGUUAUGUUUCUAAAGAAGAGUAUGAAGAACUUGGACCAGAAUAUAUAAAGGAACACGGUUUGGGUAAUGCUUGUUUAAUGUAA